Molecule: messenger RNA, 1029 nt
Organism: Prunus avium (sweet cherry)
Lineage: Eukaryota; Viridiplantae; Streptophyta; Magnoliopsida; Rosales; Rosaceae
Product: thioredoxin domain-containing protein PLP3A
Source: RefSeq, a predicted model, not a curated record
AACUCAAUGGUGGUUCGCGGUUGAAUUGAACCCUUAACUCGGAUUUGGAAGCUGGGAAAGCAGUGGUUGCUUCUAUUUUCUUCUCCGGAUCUGUAAUUCUCCCUUGAUUGUUAAAGAACAGUAUAAUUAAGUGUCAGAGUUGAAGAAUUUUCGUUUCCCAGGAAACAUGGAUCCAGAUUCAGUGAAAUCCACUCUCCAAAAUCUAGCCUUUGGAAAUGUAAUGGCCGCCGCGGCUCGCAAUUACCAGAAGGAAUUGAUUGCCAAUGAAAAGGCACCGGCCACGAGCUCUGUCAACCAGGAAGUCGACCUUGACGAGUUGAUGGAUGAUCCUGAGCUUGAAAAAUUGCAUGCGGAUCGGAUUGCUGCUCUAAAGAAAGAAGCUGAGAAGAGAGAAGCUUUAAAGAGGAAAGGGCAUGGAGAAUUCAGGGAGAUAACUGAAGGGGAUUUUUUAGGUGAAGUUACUGGGACUGAGAAAGCCAUCUGCCACUUCUAUCACCAGGAGUUCUAUAGAUGCAAGAUAAUGGAUAAGCAUUUGAAGACCCUUGCUUCAAAGCAUGUUGAUACCAAGUUCAUCAAGCUGGAUGCAGAGAAUGCGCCCUUCUUCGUCACCAAGUUAGGAGUCAAAACUUUGCCUUGUGUCAUAAUCUUCAGAAAAGGAGUUGCUGUGGAUAGGUUGGUUGGAUUUCAAGAUAUGGGAGGAAAAGAUGAUUUCAGCACAAGGGCACUCGAGGUUGUACUAAUCAAGAAAGGUAUAAUUAGUGAGAAGAAAGAUGAGGAUGAUGAAGAUGAUGGAAAUCAUGAAGGUAGUCGCAGGACAGUGAGAUCCUCUGUGAAUCUUGAUGAUUCUGAUUCAGACUGAAAAAAGAACAGAAAAAAAGAAGAAAAUGAUACCUGAGUUUUCAAAUGCUUUCUGGUUGCAUGCACACUUGUUGUCACAUCUAAUGUAUGUUACCUUCUGAGUGGACCUUUUUUGUUUGUUUCUUUUUUAGGAACAAAAUUGCAUUGGAAAUAUAUUCUUCCAGUCCUUCA